Molecule: messenger RNA, 1374 nt
Organism: Ostrea edulis (European flat oyster)
Lineage: Eukaryota; Metazoa; Mollusca; Bivalvia; Ostreida; Ostreidae
Product: fibropellin-1-like
Exons: 5
Coding region: 74-1309 (411 amino acids)
Biological process (GO): heterophilic cell-cell adhesion; establishment or maintenance of epithelial cell apical/basal polarity
Cellular component (GO): protein-containing complex; plasma membrane
Molecular function (GO): calcium ion binding
Source: RefSeq, a predicted model, not a curated record
AUACUUAGUAGUGAUAAGGGGCUUGUGAUUGACCCAGAUAACCGGUCCACGGAGCACCAGAGGUCCAAUAAGAAUGGCGCCGCUGGUUGUCUUGUUGAGUCUCCUGGGGACAGUCGCAGCCCAGGCCUGCCAGGUCCACUCCGACACUUUUGAGGAGGAUUUUUGUCAUAUGAAAGCGACAGUGGAUGUUUUGAAAGGCGACACACAACGAGUGUCCAAUAACGAGGUGGAACUCUCAAAAUUAUGGCAUACCAUUCAUACCGAAACCAAGAGUAUUUACGACAACCGUCAAAUGAUCGAAGACCUACAGAGCAACCUCACUAAACAGAAUUUUGCACCGAGUAGCAGCUCAGAUGUAAUGGAGGCAAUACAUAAUAUUACAUCGAAUGUUGACGAUAAAAUGAAAAAUCUCACCGACACCGUGACAGCUCUCGAAUCCCGGAUGAGGCAAUUAGAAAUAAAGUGCAGCAGUUGUGGCACCGGAGGUCAUCCCUGCUCAUUACGUCCUUGUGAAAAUGGAGGCAAAUGUGUAGAGCUAGGGAAGGAUUUUCAUUGCGUAUGUCCAGUAGGAUUCGCGGGAAAACUUUGUGACGUCACUGAUCAUUGUACGCCAUCACCCUGUUUGAACAACGGGACAUGCGUCAAUAACGUUGUUUCCCACACUUGUGUCUGUACCCUUCCAUUUACUGGUCCCAACUGUACAAUUGAACUGACAGCCUGUGACAUGAACCCCUGCGCCCGGGGGAUGUGUGUUCCGGACGGAAGGAACUACAAGUGUCUGUGCGAUCCAGGCUUUUACGGAGAAUACUGCAACAGCAGAAUCGAUCCAAAACUGAUUACUACUGCAUCGUCGCCAUCACCGUCAAUAAGCACACCAAAGGCAAUUAAGAAUACGACGAUCUCCAAAAUGUCAACUUCAUCAUCAUUUACAACAUUACCAACCGAUAGUACUGCAAAUUCAUCGCGUUCAACAGCAACAGUUACAGCAUCAGCACACAGUUCGCUUUCCACGAAAAUAACUGUACAGACGACUGGAUUUUCGACAACGUCUGCGAAUCCGACAGAUAAUUCAUCGACUUCAACCCAACCAACGGGUUCCACUAUUACCACAAUGACAGACCCUUGCGCCAAACCUGGCAUUUGUAACGAACCCUCGAUUUGUGUGGUUAGAGGGGUUAGUUAUGAGUGUGUAUGUCCGCCAACAAACGAGACAAUGAACGACCCGUGUCUGGAACCAGUUCUAGUUCAACCUUUUAAUAUCUGUUGCGUUCAAGACACAUGCCAACCAAUAACUCAACCAAAAUGUUGAUAUAAGGUCAUUGUGACCAUCGAUGUACUCAGGAACCUGGUAAAUAAAUGUAAUUUAUUUUUGAA